Phialemonium atrogriseum is the source of this 1363-nucleotide messenger RNA. Its product is annotated as marvel domain-containing protein. Bases 391 to 894 code for a protein of 167 amino acids. Lineage: Eukaryota; Fungi; Ascomycota; Sordariomycetes; Cephalothecales; Cephalothecaceae. Gene Ontology annotation, cellular component: eisosome; plasma membrane. Gene Ontology annotation, biological process: eisosome assembly; protein localization to plasma membrane. The record is from RefSeq and is a predicted model, not a curated record. The transcript has a single exon.
CCAAGCAUUGCAGUGUAUAUUCCCUCACACUACCCGCCUCUGGACUUUAUUUUCCAUCCCCUUGCACUUGCUCUGUCUCUCAAACCCCUACCACGUUCAGUUUGAUUGACAUAUUCGCAAUCCCUUGUUGACAUCCCACAUCGGUUCAAGAUUCGACGUACACAACAGCAACGAACAUUUACCGUCAACAGAGAGCACAGCCACAGACUUCGAACCUCUUUCCGUUUCUCUCCAGCGAACACAGAGACCAAUAUCUCGAGACUCUAUCCGGGCACAUACUCUCGCUGUUAAGCAACUACUACCUACUCUGAAGAGCUUCGGGCACCUUGGACGCCGGAAUUCCACACAGCUUCUCGAAGCCGCGCAGUUAGAAAUCUCGGAAUCGCCAAAAUGGAGAUUAUACAGAUCCUCAUCCGGGCCCUGCAGUUCCUGUGGACGCUACUCAUCACCGCGCUCAUCGGCAAUGUCAUCGCGAACAACCGCAACGGCCACAUGGCGAGCAUCAACUUCGCCAUGUUCGUCGCCGUGCUCUCGUGGCUGGCGCUUCUCUACGGCCUGGUGGCCGCCUUCAUCGAAUCCAUCGCCAUCCCCGUCGCCAUGAUCGUCCUCGACGGCCUCGCCGUCCUCUUCACCUUCAUCAGCGCCGUCGUCCUCGCCGCCAAGCUGACCGCCGUCAAUUGCGGCGGCAACUUCCACAACAAGGGCUCCGGCUGGAUCGGCUUCGGCAGCUCCAACACGGAGAAGCGCUGCCGCGAGAUCCAGGCCAGCACCGCAUUCAUGUGGUUCCUCUUCGCCUCGUUCGCCGCGAGCCUGGCCCUCGCCGCCAUCGGCUUCCGCCGCAUGGGCGGCAGCAUGCGGUCUUCCCGCCCGACCAUGUCGCAGGUCCGCGUUUGAGCGGGGAGCGUCGGGUUCAUCCCCAUCCCACGGGCUGCCAUGUUGUCGCAUACAUGCCCAAUUCAUCACUUCGUCUUGCCAAGCCUCUCGUCUAGUUGUCCGGCUCAUAAGGGCGGGAGUGAUCAUUCGCGGGGAGCGGAUGUCGCUGGCCGAGUGGCGCACUAAUGCGGAAGAAAGCUGUAUAGGAUUUGGGGGGCUAAUCGGCGUUUUGGAGGCACACUUGGAACUUGGUUCAAAGGGAACCUGUUUUGUACGUCUAAUUAUGGUCUAUGUUGAUAUGACGGAUGGGAUUGGAUGAUCCGAGUAAUUAUAUCCAGCCUCGGGCCGUGGAUAGGGAACAGGUAUACCACUCUAGGGCUAGAGCUGCGAUAUAUAGCACAAUCAAUUCAAGUAAAGGAAUAUCCAAUAGCCUUGAUUCGGGAUGGACUAUUUGUGUACAAGAUCGACUUCAUGGCUGACUGGGCAUGCG